Molecule: messenger RNA, 634 nt
Organism: Melozone crissalis (California towhee)
Lineage: Eukaryota; Metazoa; Chordata; Aves; Passeriformes; Passerellidae
Gene: MRPL57
Product: mitochondrial ribosomal protein L57
Exons: 2
Coding region: 172-483 (103 amino acids)
Biological process (GO): mitochondrial translation
Cellular component (GO): mitochondrial ribosome
Molecular function (GO): structural constituent of ribosome
Source: RefSeq, a predicted model, not a curated record
GGAGGGGAGCUGGGGACUGGGGCAGCCGUGCCCGCGCUGAUCCCCGCGGCUUCGCUUCAAAUCGGGCCAGAGAGUGGGACUCCGGCAUACAGCUGCACCGUGGGAACGGGGUGGGUUGGCUUCUGUUAGCGGCAGCGCUGGUUUGUGCCGUGCUAGAGGUGCGUGGGCAAAAUGUUUUUAACAACAGUGUUACUGCGGAAGAGAAUUCCUGGAAAACAAUGGAUUGGGAAGUACAGGCGACCAAGACAGGUUACCAUUUCCAUGAAGCAAGCAAUGAUCCGAAGGUUGGAAAUUGAAGCAGAGAAUGAAUAUUGGCUCAGCCAGCCUUACCUGACACAGGAACAGGAAUACAAACACAACACGGAAGAGAGACGUGCCAAGUGGGAAGCUUUCAAAAGCCUGAAACAAGCCAAGUUUCCUGAGCACAGAUACAUCAGCGAUCAUUUAAACCACUUAAAUGUGACAAAGAAGUGGACAUGUUGAGUAACACAGCAUAUUUAUAUUUGGCACAUGUUGUGCACUGCCCUGGCAUCUGCUCUCAUACCUGUUAUGGUAUUUCACUGUAAUUAGCAUGGGUCACAAAUAAGAUGUUGCUGUGGUGUACAAAUACUACAUUAAAAGUAUUCCUCUGGAA